AUGCUUAAAUUGGUGAUCGAUCAGCUCGUGAAGGAGAAGAAAGGCGAAGGAGAGCUUUGGGCUACCAGAUUCUUGAAUCUUGAGAGAGAGAAAGAUAAGCACAAGGGCGUAUCUUAUCUGGAUUGUGAGAGGAUGAUAAGUAGGCCUACUUAUGACCCAAACUUGCUGCCCCUUGGAUUGCGAAUGGUGAGAAGCGACUCUUUGCUCAAUUUGCCGCGAUCAAUAGAAGAAGACAAUGUGCAUAUUGUGGGAUCUCACCAUGAUAAGGCUAAGAUGAAGCCUACCAUACCUUCAUAUUUCCCCAUCAACACAUUUACUGUAGGAAACUGGAAGAGGGAGUCCAGCCGCCAAGGCGACAUGACCGCCAAAGUCUACUAUGGCAAGAAGAAGUUGGUGUGGGAGUUUCUUGAUGGGCCACUGAAGAGCAAAAUGGAAGUUUCUUGGUCUGAUAUCACUGCUAUCGAGGCUGCUACGAACCCUAAUCAACCAGGAUUUCUUCGAGUUGAGUUGGCGAACCCUCCUUUCUUUUUCCGAGAAAUCCCACCUCAGCCCAAAAUGCAUUGUACUUGGGAACCGGCUGGUGAUUUCACCGGUGGACAAGCCAAAGUCUGCAAGAGAUAUGAAGCUACUUUCCCUCCCGGGGCACUUGAUAAACAAUACGAGAAGCUUCUGCUAAACGAUAUGCGUUUAGCUCAGCUCAGCCGCAAGCUAACUUCUACCGUCAUAGCAUCAAAUGCACCAAGCUAUGUUGUGGGCUCAUCAAGUCAAAACCCUAUAGUUAUUUCGGAUCAGCAGCUUUAUGAAUACGACGAUAUGGCUGUCGACAAUGAGCCAACAUUUUCCGGCUUAUCAUCAAGUGAUCAGAACCUCUAUGUUGUUCCUCCGAGUAGCUGGCCACCAAUAUUCCAACACGACACGAGUGAAACACAAUAUUUGAUGCAAAAUGGGAAUGAUUUCGAUUGGGAAUGA
Molecule: messenger RNA, 969 nt
Organism: Salvia hispanica
Lineage: Eukaryota; Viridiplantae; Streptophyta; Magnoliopsida; Lamiales; Lamiaceae
Source: RefSeq, a predicted model, not a curated record